CCACCAUGUCUUCCCUUCGUCGCCGCUUAGGCUUCGGCGGCGACUCCUCCACCGAGCCCUCCAGAGAAUCUACACCAGAUCCGAGCAACCCGGGGCUUCUGCGCGUCAUAUCGGCGGAGAAGCUACACAAUUUGAAGAAAGGACGGAAUACUAAGAGACGGAAUGCAUGGGUGUUUGGGCUGGGAGGCCUCUUCGGUAUUGCCGUCGCGGCCUUCUUUGCUGGGAGUAACGACAUGAUCGAUCUGUCUUCCCUGGCCGAUUUGAACAUGGACUCCAUACUCGAGUCUUUGCCCGCCGGGUUGGUUAGGGAUGCGCAGGAAAUGCAGAAACAUGAGAAGGCCGCGGUUAAUUACGAUUCCUUCGCCGUCGGUUUACAUGCGCGCAGCGAAGGUAUUCAGGCAAAACACCCCGUCAUUAUGAUACCUGGGGUUAUAUCCACCGGGUUAGAGAGCUGGGGCACAGAAGAGUCGUCGCGACAAUACUUUCGAAAAAGACUGUGGGGGUCCUGGACCAUGAUGCGGUCGCUGGUGCUAGAUAAAGCUGGCUGGAAAAGACAUAUCAUGCUGGAUAAGAUAACUGGACUGGAUCCUCCUGGCAUAAAACUUCGCGCUGCUCAGGGUUUCGACGCGACAGACUUCUUCAUCACCGGAUACUGGAUAUGGAACAAGAUCUUGGAGAAUCUGGCGUCCAUUGGAUACGAUCCGACAAAUGCUUUCACCGCUGCUUACGAUUGGCGUCUAUCCUACGCCAACUACGAGGUUCGGGACCAGUAUUAUACCCGUUUAAAGGCACACAUUGAAACCGCGGUCAAAGUGUCGGACAAAAAGGUGGUGCUCCUCUCGCACUCCAUGGGCUCCCAGGUUCUUUACUAUUUCUUCCACUGGGUUGAAACGAAAGGCUACGGGAACGGUGGAACAUCGUGGGUGGACGACCAUGUAGACUCAUGGAUCAACAUCAGUGGAUGUAUGCUUGGAGCCAUGAAAGGCAUCCCCGCAGUCCUAUCCGGAGAGAUGAAAGACACAGCCCAACUCAACGCUUUCGCCGUAUACGGACUCGAGAAGUUCCUCUCGCGUCACGAACGUGCUGAAAUAUUCAGAUCGAUGCCAGGAAUCUCGAGCAUGCUGCCCAUGGGCGGGAACGAAGUCUGGGGAGAUGAAAACGGAGCCCCCGACGAUCGGCCAGGGCAGAACAUCACCUACGGAAACUUCAUCCGCUUCAGAUCCAACAACUCAACCAACACGAAGAAAAACAUCACAGUCACGGGAUCGAUACCCUACCUCUUCAACCAUACCGAGGACUGGUACCAAGACAUGGUGCUGCACAGCUACUCCCUCGGCGUCGCACAUACUAAGCGCGAAGUGGAACACAACCAAAUGAUACCCGCCAAAUGGGUGAACCCACUCGAGACCCGUCUACCUCUCGCUCCACACUUGAAGAUCUAUUGUUUCUACGGUGUGGGCAAGGACACGGAGCGCGCGUAUUAUUACAAAGACGAUUUGGACCCGCUGACCCAGACGAACGUGACUAUUGACACUUCCUACACGAAUGGCGCCACUGACCAUGGCGUUGUCAUGGGUGAAGGAGAUGGGACCGUGAACUUGCUCAGCACAGGUUACAUGUGCAACAAAGGCUGGAAGAUGAAGCGGUACAACCCAGCAGGUGUACAGAUCAUAACUCAUGAGAUGCCGGAUGAGCCGGACAGGUUUUCGCCGAGGGGUGGGCCGAAUACUGGUGGGUGGAGUUAAUUCUUCUGAACAUCUUGCUUCCAUUUGAUCAUCAAGGGCUAACCUUUACAACCAGGCGAUCACGUUGACAUCCUCGGCCGCUCCUCUCUCAA
This is a messenger RNA of Mytilinidion resinicola, 1837 nucleotides long. RefSeq names its product Phospholipid:diacylglycerol acyltransferase. The record is from RefSeq and is a predicted model, not a curated record. Gene Ontology annotation, biological process: lipid storage; triglyceride biosynthetic process. The transcript has 2 exons. Lineage: Eukaryota; Fungi; Ascomycota; Dothideomycetes; Mytilinidiales; Mytilinidiaceae. The coding region runs from base 6 to 1745 and encodes 579 amino acids. Gene Ontology annotation, cellular component: cytoplasm; perinuclear endoplasmic reticulum. Gene Ontology annotation, molecular function: phospholipid:diacylglycerol acyltransferase activity.